Molecule: messenger RNA, 6210 nt
Organism: Columba livia (rock pigeon)
Lineage: Eukaryota; Metazoa; Chordata; Aves; Columbiformes; Columbidae
Product: WD repeat-containing protein 7-like
Exons: 28
Coding region: 196-4656 (1486 amino acids)
Cellular component (GO): cytoplasm
Molecular function (GO): protein binding
Source: RefSeq, a predicted model, not a curated record
GCGCCAUUUUGGUGUGGGGCAGGUGGUGGCUGCGCGGAUUUGUAGGUAACUAAGCCAGUUGUUUGCACGAACAAAACGCCAACGGUCGAAACGGUGUUUUUGCUAAAACGAUAAAGUCAGCAGCCUCUUCUAUCUCCUCAGCAUGGUCCGCUGACGCCGCCCGGGGAACAAACCCGGCUCAGGCGCGGCGGCGCCAUGGCGGGGAACAGCCUGGUGCUGCCCAUCGUGCUGUGGGGCCGCCGCGCGCCCACCCACUGCAUCUCCUCCCUGCUGCUCAUGGACCAGCCGCCCGUCAUCGUCACCGGCUGCCACGACGGCCAGAUCUGCCUCUGGGACCUCUCGCUGCACCUGGAGAUUAAUCCCAGAGCUCUGUUGUUCGGGCACACCGCCUCCAUCACGUGUCUGUCCAAGGCCUCGGCUUCCAGCGACAAGCAGUACCUGGUCAGCGCCUCGGAGAGCGGGGAGAUGUGUCUGUGGGACGUGAAUGACGGGAGGUGCAUAGAGUUCACCAAGCUGGCCUGUACCCACACGGGCAUCCAGUUCUAUGAGUUUACCGUUGGGACUCAGCGCGAGGGGAGACUGUUGUGCCACGGGCAUUAUCCGGAAAUUCUGGUUGUGGAUGCCACCAGCCUUGAAGUUCUCUACUCUUUGUUAUCAAAGAUAUCUCCCGACUGGAUCAGCUCCAUGACUAUCAUUCGAUCCGAUAGAACACAAGAGGACACGGUUGUGGCGGUUUCGGUGACUGGCAUCCUCAAAGUGUGGAUCAUCACCUCCGAAGUUAGUCGCAUGCAGGAUACAACACCGGUAUUUGAAGAGGAGUCCAAACCGAUCUAUUGCCAGAACUGCCAGAGCGUUUCCCUGUGCGCGUUCACGCAGCGCUCGCUGCUCGUGGUGUGCUCCAAGUACUGGCGGGUUUUUGAUGCGGGAGAUUAUUCCCUCUUGUGUUCCGUCCCGAGCGAAAACGAUCAGACCUGGACUGGUGGCGACUUUGUGUCAGCUGAUAAAGUGAUUGUAUGGACUGAAGAUGGACAAAGCUUCAUAUAUAAAUUACCAGCCAGCUGCCUGCCAGCCAGCGAUUCAUUUCGCAGAGACGUGGGGAAAGCAGUAGAAAGUGCAAUUCCGCCGUUACUGUACAGCGUGUUGGACAGAGCAGAUAAACAGCUACUGAUUUGUCCUCCAGUGACUCGGUUCUUCUGUGGCCAUGGGCAGUUUUCCUACAAGCUGUUGGUGCAGGGCGACUCCUCGGGCAGGCUGUGCAUUUGGAGCGUGCCCGAGGCGCUGGACCAGCCGGGCAGCGCGACAGGACUGCCAACAACGACCUCAGUGUCCCUCCAGGAAGCCUUUGAUAGACUCAGUCCUCGGCCUGCGGGGAUAAUCGACCAGCUGAGCGUGGUGCCGAGCGCGAGCGAGCCGCUGCGGGUGACGGCCAGCGUGUACAUCCCCGCGCACGGGCGCCUGGUGUGUGGCCGCGAGGACGGCAGCAUCGUCAUCGUGCCCGCCACGCAGACGGCCAUCGUGCAGCUGCUGCAAGGGGAGCACAUGCUCAGGAGAGGUUGGCCACCUCACCGGACCCUCCGCGGCCAUCGAAACAAAAUUACAUGUUUACUGUAUCCUCAUCAGGUUUCCUCUCGUUAUGAUCAAAGGUAUUUGAUCUCAGGUGGUGUGGAUUUCUCAGUCAUCAUAUGGGAUAUAUUUUCUGGCGAGAUGAAACAUAUCUUCUGUGUGCAUGGUGGAGAAAUUACACAGCUUCUAGUUCCGCCAGAAAACUGUAGUGCGAGAGUCCAGCACUGCAUCUGCUCUGUCGCCAGCGAUCACUCGGUAGGACUCCUCAGCCUGCGGGAGAAGAAAUGCAUCAUGCUGGCGUCCCGCCACCUUUUCCCCAUCCAGGUGAUCAAGUGGAGACCUUCUGACGACUACCUGGUGGUGGGCUGUUCCGAUGGGUCCGUGUACGUCUGGCAGAUGGACACUGGAGCGCUGGACAGGUGCGUGAUGGGGAUCACGGCGGUGGAGAUCCUGAACGCCUGCGACGAGGCGGUGCCGGCGGCCGUGGACGCGCUGAGCCACCCCGCCGUCAACCUGAAGCAGGCCAUGACCCGCCGCAGCCUGGCCGCGCUCAAGAACGUGGCGCACCAGAAGCUGCAGACGCUGGCCACCAACCUGCUCGCCUCCGAGGCCUCCGACAAGGGGAAUUUACCUAAAUACUCCCAUAACUCCCUGAUGGUCCAAGCUAUAAAGACCAACCUAACGGACCCAGAUAUCCACGUGCUGUUCUUCGACGUGGAAGCCCUGAUCAUCCAGCUGCUGACCGAGGAGGCCUCCAGACCCAACACGGCGCUCACCGCUCCGGAGAGCCUGCAGAAGGCUGCCGGAGCAUCCGACAAAGGAGGCUCCUUCCUGGCCGGCAAGCGAGCAGCCGUCCUCUUCCAGCAGGUCAAGGAAACCAUCAAAGAGAACAUAAAAGAGCAUCUUCUUGAUGAUGAAGAUGAGGAUGAAGAGUCGAUAAGACAGAGGAGAGAAGACGGUGACCCAGAAUAUCGCUCCAGCAAAUCUAAACCGUUAACUUUAUUAGAGUAUAACCUGACCAUGGAUACAGCGAAGCUUUUUAUGUCCUGCCUUCAUGCCUGGGGCCUCAAUUCUGUUCUGGAUGAGCUUUGCCUCGAUCGCCUCGGCAUGCUGAAGCCGCACUGCUCGGUGUCCUUCGGGCUCCUGUCCCGGGGAGGCCACAUGUCCCUGAUGCUCCCGGGCUACAACCAGCCCGUGGGGCAGCCCUCGUGCGGGGCGGAGGGGGCCCGCAAGGCGUCCCUCACCGAGGGGCUGGGCAAGGGCACGUACGGCGUGUCGCGCGCCGUCACCACCCAGCACCUGCUCUCCGUCAUCUCGCUGGCCAACACGCUGAUGAGCAUGACCAACGCCACCUUCAUCGGGGACCACAUGAAGAAAGGGCCCAGCAGGCCCCCUAGGCCAGGCACCCCCGAGAUGUCCAAAGCGAAGCCACCCCCUUCCGCUUCCAGUCAUGCGGCCCAAGGACAAAUUAAGCAAGUCGCUCCUGCUGUUCCCUCCAGCACUGAAGCUGGGCCCUCUGGCUCUGACACUGCUCCUCCUUUACAUACCUGUUUCUUAGUCAAUGAAGGCUGGAGCCAGCUGGCCGCCAUGCACUGCGUGAUGCUGCCCGACCUGCUGGGCCUCGACAAGUUCCGCCCGCCGCUGCUGGAGAUGCUGGCGCGCCGCUGGCAGGACCGCUGCCUCGAGGUGCGGGAGGCGGCGCAGGCCUUGCUGCUGGCCGAGCUGCGGCGCAUCGAGCAGGCGGGGCGCAAGGAAACCAUCGACGCCUGGGCUCCUUACUUACCGCAGUACAUCGACAGCGUUAUAUCGCCGGGGGUGCCCACGGAGGCCGUGCAGCCCGGGAGCGCCAGCCCGGACACGCUGGGCGCCGAGGCCAAGGCGCAGGAGGAGGAGCACGACCUGGCCGACGACGACAUCGCCGCAGGUUGUCUGUCCGGCCUCCCCCAAAUGAAGAAGAUGUCGACGUCGUACGAGGAGCGGCGGAAGCAGGCGACGGCCAUCGUCCUGCUGGGCGUGAUCGGCGCCGAGUUCGGGGCCGAGAUCGAGCCGCCGAAACUGCUCACGCGGCCGCGGAGCUCCAGCCAGAUUCCCGAGGGCUUCGGUCUGACCAGCGGCGGGUCCAAUUACUCCCUGGCGAGGCACACGUGCAAGGCGCUGACGUUCCUGCUGCUGCAGCCGCCCAGCGCCAAGCUGCCGGCGCACAGCACGGUGCGCAGGACCGCCAUCGACCUCAUCGGCCGCGGCUUCACCGUCUGGGAGCCCUACAUGGACGUGUCGGCCGUGCUCAUGGGGCUGCUGGAGCUCUGCGCCGACGCCGAGAAGCAGCUGGCCAACAUCACAAUGGGGCUGCCCCUGAGCCCGGCAGCCGACUCGGCGCGCUCGGCGCGGCACGCGCUGUCGCUCAUCGCCACGGCCCGCCCGCCCGCCUUCAUCACCACCAUCGCCAAGGAGGUGCACAGACACACGGCCCUGGCCGCCAACACGCAGUCCCAGCAGAACAUCCACACCACCACCCUGGCCCGGGCGAAAGGGGAGAUCCUCAGAGUCAUCGAGAUCCUCAUCGAGAAGAUGCCGACCGACGUGGUGGACCUGCUGGUGGAGGUGAUGGACAUCAUCAUGUAUUGCCUGGAAGGGUCUUUGGUUAAGAAGAAGGGUCUUCAGGAAUGCUUUCCAGCCAUCUGCAGGUUCUACAUGGUGAGCUACUACGAGCGCAGCCACCGGAUCGCAGUGGGAGCGCGGCACGGCUCCGUGGCGGUCUACGACAUCCGCACCGGCAAGUGCCAGACCAUCCACGGGCACAAGGGCCCCAUCACGGCCGUGGCGUUCGCCCCCGACGGCCGCUACCUCGCCACCUACUCCAACUCCGACAGCCACCUCUGCUUCUGGCAGAUGAACACGUCUCUCCUGGGGAGCAUCGGCAUGCUCAACUCCGCGCCCCAGCUCCGCUGCAUCAAGACCUACCAGGUGCCGCCGGUGCAGCCGGCCUCGCCGGGCUCCCACAACGCACUGCGCCUGGCGCGGCUCAUCUGGACCUCCAACCGCAACGUCAUCCUCAUGGCGCACGACGGCAAGGAGCACCGCUUCAUGGUCUAGGGGAACCCCCUCAUCAUCCUCAUGGCGCACGACGGCAAGGAGCACCGCUUCAUGGUCUAGGGGAACCCCCUCAUCAUCCUCAUGGCGCACGACGGCAAGGAGCACCGCUUCAUGGUCUAGGGGAACCCCUCGUCAUCCUCAUGGCGCACAACAACAAGGAGCACCACUUCAUGGUCUAGGGGAACCCUUGCUGCUGUGGCGCUCCUCACCAUGCCUGCGCUGACACCGGUGGUUCCCUUGCGGCGGGAGGAUGGGGAUGGCGCUGGGGACAGCUCCUGCGUGGCACGGAGCAGCAGGACUGGUGUCACCGUGGCAGCAUCCUCGGGAUCACCCUGGCUGUGCCAGCGGCCGAAUCCAGCCCCUCGCUGGAUGUGGGUUCUGCCGCUGCCCUCCUAACCACACAUUUCCUUGGACUCGCAGAAUCUCAGUGUUUACCAAAAAGCUGGUGUUUACAUGUACUGUCUGCAGUGAGCGCUGAAGGAGGUGGGGCCGUGGAGCCCCGGGGUGCGCGGGGGGCUCCGUGCCGGGGGGUUCUCACCCAAAGCCUCGGUUUCUGAGGACAGGAAGCGCUGCUGUGCCCAGUCACUGUUUGCUGUUGUCUGCAAGAAACAGUCCACGUGUACAUAACACAAAAUCUCUUUAAGGUGGAAUAGCAAACUUGAAAAAAGGAGUAUUUAUAUAUAAGGGUGUUUUUCUUUACCAAUGCAGGUAUUUAUUUAAAAAAAGAAAAAGAAGAUAAAAAGCGUUUUCUUCCUAAAGCCGCCGCCGUUUGUGCCGGGCCGUGCGGGGCGGCGAGACGCCGCACCCGCGGUGGCACCGCCGCGCUGGCCUGGCGGGGACCGGGGCAGGCGGCACAGACGGCAGCGGUGGGAGCCGUUCUGGCUGGAAGAGCGGCGAGGGGUAAGUUAUUGGAGUGGAUGUAUUGGUACGUGUCCUUCCUGUGCAACGGUAGCUGUGACUGUGUUUCCCUCUUCUUACAUAUCUAAUUCUGUGAAAUAUUUAAUAGUGUGCAAGUGUGCUGCUUUAUGCUCACAGGAAAGAAAAAAAUCUAUAAAAUACUAUUUUAUUUAAACAUAUUGAUGUAUAUGUUUGUAUAGCUUUUUCUUUGCUGUUUUUGUCUGAAAAGCUCACCGAGGGCGGCUGUCUUUGCAUAAUAGAGUGAAAAUGGUACUUGUAGAAUCUUCCCUUCCCCAAAAAGGAAUAAAUGAAUUUUAAAAAUGGCUUCUAAAUAUAAAGAACAUGGAUUUUUUUAGGUGUCUGUGUAGUACACUGUACAUGGAGGUGAGAUUGACAGUCUGGAAGAUACAUAUCUGCUUGCUGUUUAAAAAUAAUAAAUCUAUAUAUAUAAAAAGCAAGAAAUUAAGACCAUUAGGAAUGUUUAACACAAACUGCCGUCAAGUUUAAUCUCUUCUCCGGCGGGAAUGUAGUGUCUGGUGGAGAGCUCUGUAGUAGAGUAUCAGGGUCUUUUCUAAGUGAACUAACGCAACGUGCAUGUCCAUUGUGUUUAUACAGAUGUAUAUGUAACCCUGCAGAUUAAAAACAAAUUAAAAAGAA